ACUGUGAUCCAAUCAUCAGGCGAAACGCCAAUGACUGGAGGUACAACAACAGGCCAAGGUUCGAAUGACUACCAUAUGACUACUACAUGCGUAAAUUACAUGAUGCAGUCGCAGGACAACAAAGGAAAUAUCGUAGAUAAAGGAACCGCUAACACCAUCACCCACACUACGAUAACAACUGCAGAUGCAGAUGUUUUUGUCGGGACCGCAGAACCGGCAACUCUCUUAGUUUUGCCCAUUAACAGCGUUCCUAAUUGCUUGGAUGGAUUAAAUAUCGUGGCUCAUGAUGUUAAGGCAUCUACAGCAAGGGAGUGCUAUAAUUGUGCGAUUUGUGGUCCAGUAUGGAAACAAAGAUACCAGGGAAAUGUUUACGGAUAUUACAAUGGCAUAAGUUAAGGCUUUGACAAAGGCCUCAUCAAAUACUCUACGCAAUAACUAUGGCUAACUUUAAUACUGCAAUAUGGUGGUUUAAGGCAACAGCUGCUGUUUAGAGCCACAAAAGAAACAUUGUAAAUGAAUUCUGGUGUCAACAAUAUGAACAAGUCUCUUGUAUAUGCGGUUGUUAGGUUUCUCCACUGGCUCUCGAAUUUUAAUGGGUAUUUCAAAAUUGGUUUUAAUGACUGCAGCAAGCAAACACAUAUUUUUUUACAUUGUAUUUUGAAAUGCAUAUAUUGACCGAAAAACUACAGAACUCUUCUUUAAUAAUUGAUAAAUUAAGAAAAAAGAGAAACUUUACUUUAGAUAAUUAAAAAAUGGUAAAGCAAGCUGACAGGUCUUCUUGUUCGGGCUUUGGAUUCAACCCCGAAUUCUUGUACUACGGAAACUUUUUAAAUUUCAAUUUCCUUGAUUUUUCGUUUGCCCAAAAUUAAAUUUAAAUUUGAAUGUUA
Messenger RNA from Stomoxys calcitrans (stable fly), 887 nucleotides. RefSeq lists its product as uncharacterized. NCBI's taxonomy places the organism in Eukaryota, Metazoa, Arthropoda, Insecta, Diptera, Muscidae. The transcript is spliced from 2 exons. The coding region runs from base 31 to 396 and encodes 121 amino acids. The record is from RefSeq and is a predicted model, not a curated record.